AUAUCAUGCGAUUCAGGUGCUCCAAUCCCCUCCCAAUCAUGUGAUUCAAGUGUUCCAAUCCCCUCCAAUCAUGUGAUUCAGGUGUUCCAAUCCCCUCCCAAUCAUGCGAUUCAGGUGUUCCAAUCCCCUCCCAAUCAUGCGAUUCAGGUGUUCCAAUCCCCUCCCAAUCAUGCGAUUCAGGUGUUCCAAUCCCCUCCAAAUCAUGUGAUUCAGGUGUUCCAAUCCCCUCCAUAUCAUGUGAUUCAGGUGUUCCAAUCCCCUCCCAAUCAUGUGAUUCAGGUGUUCCAUUCCCCUCCCAAUCAUGUGAUUCAGGUGUUCCAAUCCCCUCCCAAUCAUGUGAUUCAGGUGUUCCAUUCCCCUCCAAAUCAUGUGAUUCAGGUGUUCCAAUCCCCUCCCAAUCAUGUGAUUCAGGUGCUCCAAUCCCCUCCAUAUCAUGUGAUUCAGGUGUUCCAAUCC
Molecule: messenger RNA, 456 nt
Organism: Staurois parvus
Lineage: Eukaryota; Metazoa; Chordata; Amphibia; Anura; Ranidae
Source: the annotation of a GenBank genome assembly